AUGUCUGAUAGAAUGGAUAUUGAUUCAGGAGAUCCUCUCACCACAUUGAUCACCCUUCGAGAGGAAAUAGAGCCUACUGAUGAUGCAGAUUUGAUCGGUGCAUUUUACAAAUUGGAAGAUUUGUACGAGCGAAAACUUUGGUUCCAGCUCAGUGAGCUUUUGGAAAACGAUGUGUACAAGAAUGAACACUCGGAAGGAAUCAGACUUCGUCUUUUUGAGAAUUUCAUCAUGAGUUUUGGCGACAAGUUGAAUCAGCUCAAGUUAGUGCAAUUUCUCUUGUUGUCGAUCGAACAAUGCACACCAGAGGACUCGCUUGAGCAUUUGAAGAUGCUCAGGCAAAAAGUUACCGAUUACGGGUUGAAAGAGUCGAAAAAAGUCGUUGAGGAGGAUAUAAACGACAAUGAGGUGAUUCAGGCUUUGAUUUUCGUCGAAGUUGAGACAGCCAGAGUGAAAUUGGAGAUGGGAAAUAUAGAUGAGGCCACAGCAAUUAUGGAUGAGUGUCAAAAGAAGAUUGAUAAACUAACAAGCUCGGUUGAUAACAGAGUCAAUGCCAGUUAUUACGGCACAAAUGCUAAAGUCAUGCAGAUAAAUGGAGAUUACAGCUCUUAUUACUACAGCUCACUUCUCUUUUUGGCAUGCAUCGAGAACAUAGAUGAGCUUGGAGACAAGGAGGACAUCGUUCGGAAAAUUUGCAUUAGUGGUUUGUUAGGAGAUCGAAUCUACAACUUUGGAGAGAUCAUAACCCAUGAGAUAUUCAAAUAUUUGAAAGAUGAGUGGCUGAAGAAGCUGGUGAUUGCCUUGAACAGCGGCGAUUUGGAGGUUUUCGAGCAGAUCGUGAGUUCCGGUGAGAUCCAGAAGAUUCCAGAGCUUUCUUCACACAUAGAGUUUCUAAAGCAAAAGGUUUGCAUCAUGGCAUUGAUAGAAAUCGUUUUCAACAAGCCUACAAACAACAAAACGGUCAGGUACAGCGAGAUUCUAAAGAGUAUCCCUGCAUUGAAGGAUGCAAAUGAUGUCGAGAUGAUGGUGAUGAAGUGUUUAUCGUUGGGGUUGAUCAAAGGACACAUUAACGAGGUGUCUUCUGAAGUUGAGAUCAACUGGAUUCAGCCACAUACCAUGACUAUGGAGCAGAUUGGUCACAUGCAGAACAAAAUGACUUCUGGAGUGAUCGUGUCAAAGAGCUUGGCUCAUACAUGUCAAAGGCGGGUAAAGGCUUAUGGGUGUGAAGUUUAG
Molecule: messenger RNA, 1230 nt
Organism: Brettanomyces bruxellensis
Lineage: Eukaryota; Fungi; Ascomycota; Pichiomycetes; Pichiales; Pichiaceae
Exons: 1
Coding region: 1-1230 (409 amino acids)
Biological process (GO): ubiquitin-dependent protein catabolic process
Cellular component (GO): nucleus; proteasome regulatory particle, lid subcomplex; cytosol
Molecular function (GO): structural molecule activity
Source: RefSeq, a predicted model, not a curated record